Messenger RNA from Aureobasidium namibiae CBS 147.97, 1659 nucleotides. RefSeq lists its product as uncharacterized. The record is from RefSeq and is a predicted model, not a curated record. The annotation marks the transcript as partial. The transcript is spliced from 2 exons. NCBI's taxonomy places the organism in Eukaryota, Fungi, Ascomycota, Dothideomycetes, Dothideales, Saccotheciaceae.
AUGGCGGAUGUUUAUCAAUGGCGCAGGAGAAUCCAGCCCGCCUUCUCCCACACGCUCCUGCCUGUUGGCGAGCAAGACGAGACGGAGCCAGACAUCACAAGCGGCUUUGGCUCGACUCGCAAGAAGGUGCGACCCAAGAUCAGCUCCUACUUCCACCCCAGGUCCUUCGGUCCCUCCGCCACUCACGGUAAAUCAUCCCUCUGGUCUUCCGAUCAGCGCACUUCUGUCAAGGAUACCAUCUCCUCGCCCUGUCAAACUUGGCCUGAGGGAUGUGAGCCUGACCCAGACCAAAUCAUGGACUCGAUGAUGCGCACCUUGAUCGCCGAGCCUUAUCGCCCUCUAGAUGUCAAAAACAACUCACCUCUGCUCAUGAUCUUCGAAGGAUUCCGCAAUCUUCGCGACGAAAACGCCUCUCUUGUGCGCAAGCUAAAGUACGAAGUUGAAACUCGCUUUUCGUCACACCAUGAGUUGGAACUCGAGCGACAGAGAUGGCAACAGGAAAGAGAGGAGUACCAAGCUGAAGUCAAGAGGCUCGAACUCAUCAUCUCGAAGGAUAAGGAAGGAGUGGCGGAAGUCAUGCGCGCCAGAAGAGGGAGUCUGCUGCGCAAGGAGCACAGACGACGUACUGCAUCUGGUACCAACACAAACGAUGAUUCCAGAGAGACUCUUGUCGAGUUCCUCCAAAGAACGAGGAUCGAAGACGAGAAGAGACAAGAAGCUGCCAGAAGGAGUCAACGAGUGCCUUGCCGAGCCCGUCCCGUAUCCCCAUCGCAAAAGAUGGCCAUACUAUCACACAAAUUCUCUACGACCAACCACUACAGCGACUUUGAAUCUCCCCCCAGCCCUAAGGACUUUACGAGCCUUUCUCAGGCCUCGAUGUUCGAAAUGCUGGCUGGUCGAACAACCCUCUCUGAUACUGACUCAUCUGAGAACGAGUACGUCCAGCAAGAAAGUGCAGAGAUAGUCGGUGAAGAGAAAGCAGCAACUGUCACCAACGUCAAUGGACCAUUGUUUCAACAAGACGAUACCAUCGACAAUGAGUCUCAUCCAGUCGACUCUUUUGGCUUUCGCGCGCCGUCAUUCGAAGCUGGAAGCACUGAACGGCUCACCCCUCGCGCCACAAGAAGUCGUCCAGAGUCAUUGCGCUUGAAACAUGCACGCAAAUUCUCUUCUGAGUACAAUGAUGACAAUCGUCCUGUACAAGCUAGACAUCCACAUGCCGCGACUUCGCCUCUUCAAAGAAGUACGUCGGUUGACCACUUUGCUGCACACCAGAUACAUGGUGGCCCUGGCACCCUGGCUGCAGACAGUGCUGUGUCAUCUCCAGUCAGGACUUCUAUGUCAGAGUUUCUAGGCAUAUCCAAGAUACCCAGUCCAGUCUUUGACCCAUCUCUAGCAAGACCGAGAAGAGAAGACUCGUCGUCAAGCUUCCUCACUGCCAUCCGUGCCCCUGAGGGUGACUCGAACCACAGCAGAGCAACUUCGAGAUCAAGUUUCCAUCUGGACAGUCCUCACCAAUCAACCAGUCUUCGAGGCAGUGGUGAUUUCGGUAGCAGUCAGCGCCAUUCCGGUCGCUACGGUAGCAUGCACGAUGUAAACAUGGCGGUUGCUGCUGCUGCUGCUCGCGCUGCUGCUCCAUCCAAUUCGCCAAAGCCAUCA